GCCCCGCUCGGCGCGGCCGCUGGGGAUUCCCCCGGGUGGGCGUGGGGGAAGUCCCGGGGCCAGCGGCUACAAAGCGGGCCGCGCCGAGCGCCGCGCUCCCCACUCGAUAGCGCCCAGCCAUGGCCUGCGCCCCUCGGUGCGUGUCCCCCGCUUCCCGCCGGAGGUCCCCGCUGCUCCCGCUGGCCCUGGCCGCGCUCUGGCUGCCCCUUGCAGCAGGCAGCCCGGCGCCCGCCGUGCUGGAGGUGACCGUGGCCUGCGCCGCGGACGUGGCCUUGCCCUGCACCGCCCCCCGGGACCCGCAGGGGUCCUACUCCGUCUCCUGGGCCAAGCUGGGGGAAGAUGGUGAGGAGAGGAUGGAGCACCGGAAGGGAGUACCGGCCCACGCUCAGCACCAGCAGAAGUCUGUGGAGGCUCCGAGGAAAAGUCUGUAUUUCCUAAAGAUCCAAAAUGCUACAGGCUGUGACUCGGGCACCUACCGAUGCACCCUGGAGGAACGCGACGGGCUGAGGAACCGGAGUGGCACGGUGACCCUGAGAGUGACAGGAUGCCCCAAGGAACACAGAGAAGAUAAUUUUAACAAGUACAGAGCUGAUAUAAUCCUGUUGGUGGUGCUGGUCAUUUUCUACCUAACGCUCAUCAUUUUCACAUGUAAGUUUGCACGCCAUCAGAGUAUUUUUCCAGAUUUUUCUAAACCUGCCAUGGAACAGGGUUUUCUCCCUGUCACCUCCACAAAUAAGCAUCUGGAACCAGUGAUGGCCUUCAAGGUAGAACCUGUCUGAGAAGGAUUU
Molecule: messenger RNA, 788 nt
Organism: Sorex fumeus (smoky shrew)
Lineage: Eukaryota; Metazoa; Chordata; Mammalia; Eulipotyphla; Soricidae
Gene: CD83
Product: CD83 molecule
Exons: 4
Coding region: 120-779 (219 amino acids)
Source: RefSeq, a predicted model, not a curated record